AACAAUAAGUUAGCCAGCAAGCAGAGCUUCUAAUCCCACAGGCCACAGAGCAUCCGCACACAUCCUAUCUCCCUCCUCGUGCUAGCCCCUUCUGUCGCCAUGGCCCAAGCUUGGGCCUUCUUCCUCCUUGCCCUCUUCUCCUUCUCCUCCUAUGUAUCCAGGAUCUUCCUCUGCAGCAGGAAUGGCGAGGGAUUAUUCCUCUGUGCACGGGCACCAGAGGUCCCCUCCAUUGUCAGCGACAAGUACCGGACCGCCUACCACUUCCAGCCGCCCAAGAACUGGAUGAAUGAUCCAAAUGGACCGAUGUACUACAAUGGCAUCUACCAUUUAUUCUUCCAGCAUAACCCCAAUGGACCCCAAUGGGGUGACAUUGUCUGGGGCCAUUCGGUUUCGACUGACCUUGUCAACUGGAUCAUACUUGAACCCGCAAUAGAACCGGAUACGCCAGGUGACAUAAAAGGUUGCUGGUCCGGCUCAGCCACAAUUCUUUCCGGUGGUCAACCGGUCAUCAUGUACACUGGUGGCGACGCAGAAAAUCAUCAGGUCCAAAACAUUGCGCUUCCUAAUAACCGGUCUGACCCGUACCUUAGAGAAUGGUCCAAGGCAGGCAAUAACCCCGUGCUCCAACCGGUUGGACCAGGAAUGAACCCGGGCGAGUUCAGGGAUCCGACGACGGGUUGGAUCGGACCGGAUGGACUAUGGAGAAUAGGAAUUGGAGCUGAGGUGAAUGGUUACAGUGCAGCACUUUUGUACAAGAGUGAAGACUUUCUGAAUUGGAGUAGAGUUGAUCACCCAUUGUAUUCAUCCAGUGCCUCCACUAUGUGGGAGUGCCUGGACUUCUUCGCGGUAUUACCGGGCAGUAACGGUGGACUGGACCUUUCCGCAGCCAUUCCGAAAGGUGCCAAACAUGUCCUCAAAGUCAGUGUGGAUCAAUGUGAUAAGUACAUGAUCGGGGUUUAUGAUCUCGAAUCUGAUACUUUUGUGCCUGAUACUGUCCUCGAUGACCGUCGGUUGCUGCCGAGGAUCGAUUACGGCAAUUACUAUGCUUCAAAAUCGUUCUUCGACUCGAAAAAUAGGAGGAGGAUCAUAUGGGGUUGGACUAACGAGUCAGAUAGUUCUUCAGAUGACGUCGCAAAAGGCUGGGCAGGUAUCUAUGCAAUUCCCAGGACAAUUUGGCUAGACCGUGAUGGCAAGCAGUUGCUGCAAUGGCCAGUUGAAGAGAUUGAGUCCCUUCGAAGAAAUGAAAUCAGCUAUCAAGGACUAGAUCUGGAGGAGGGAGAUCUUUAUGAGAUUAAGGGAGUUGACACUUUGCAGGCUGAUGUGGAGAUAGAUUUUGAGCUCACCUCCAUUGAUGAUGCCGACUCUUUUGAUCCUUCUUGGCUUUUGGACCCCGAAAAGCAUUGCCGGGAAGCGGGUGCAUCGCUUCAUGGUGGUAUAGGGCCAUUUGGACUUGUUAUUCUGGCCUCCAGCGACAUGGAGGAGCACACUGUUGUGCACUUCAGAGUCUACAAAUCACAGAAAGAGUACAUGAUACUCAUGUGCUCUGAUAUAAGAAGGUCUUCCCUAAGACAAGGACUGUACACACCAGCCUAUGGAGGCUUCUUUGAAUUUGAUCUUGAAAAGGAAAGGAAGAUAUCUCUGAGAACUCUAAUUGAUCGGUCGGCGGUGGAGAGCUUUGGCGGCGGUGGCAGGGUCUGUAUCAUAGCUAGAGUUUAUCCAGUGGCGAUUGUCGAUGACGGGAAGGCCCAAAUGUAUGCCUUCAACAAUGGAAGUACCACGGUCAGGGUGCCACAUCUCAGGGCAUGGAGCAUGAUGACAGCACAAGUGAAUUUAAAGAAGGCUUAAGUGAUGAUUAACACAGAAGUGCAAAUUCGUUUUAUUGAUUCUUUCUCUUAUUCAUGAGCACUCGUUCGUAGAAAUAAACUGAAAUUUAGCAGGCAAGCGUAAUUGAUUGUUUCCUUGAUCUCAGUUAUUCAUAUACUAUAAUUACUAUUAUCUGCACAAAAAUAAAUAAA
Lolium rigidum is the source of this 2015-nucleotide messenger RNA. Its product is annotated as beta-fructofuranosidase, insoluble isoenzyme 4-like. The coding region runs from base 100 to 1845 and encodes 581 amino acids. Gene Ontology annotation, biological process: carbohydrate metabolic process. The record is from RefSeq and is a predicted model, not a curated record. NCBI's taxonomy places the organism in Eukaryota, Viridiplantae, Streptophyta, Magnoliopsida, Poales, Poaceae. The transcript has 7 exons. Gene Ontology annotation, molecular function: hydrolase activity, hydrolyzing O-glycosyl compounds.